GUGACGUCACGACGCAGCGUAGGCUGCUGACGUGUAGGUAGGGAAGUGGCUGUCGAGCUGUCUUUAGCCGCUAGCUCUUAGCUCAGGCUUUUCAUCAUAAACCGCUGCCAUUGAUUGCCCACAAUGGAAUCAUUUAGAUUAAAACUUGGCUGUCUGAUAAAAUAAUAACGGGAGACAGAACGGGGCAUUUGGACAGGUGUGGUUGGAUGCAGUGGUUUUAAGAAGACGUGUGAGUGAAAAUACAGCACCAACAAUGGGGAAGAGGAGGGUGCCAGACCUGUACAGAGCCCCCUUCCCCUUGUACUCCAUUAAAGUGGACCCUAAAACAGGGCUGGUGAUCACAGCAGGAGGAGGAGGGGCUUCCAAAACAGGCAUAAAGAAUGCUGUGCAAUUCCUGGAUCUGCAGCUAGUUGGAGAGCAACAGUACAGUGCCACUCUCCUUCACUCUCAUGAUACGGACACACGUGCCACCAUGAACAUGGCUGUAGGUAAUGGUGUGAUUGCUGCAGGACAGGAUGGGACCUGCUCUGUGAUGAGCUUUAAACACUGCACACAGAAAGAAGGAAGCACAGCUGCUGCUAAAGAUGGGAACAUUGCACAGCAGGGAGAUACCAGGCGGCGAGCUGGGAAAGGAGACAGAGGUGGACAAGAUGGAGCUGCAGUGUCUGGAGAAACCCCCAAUAUGAAGGAUGAGACAGCUCACAUUUCUGUGGCUGAUUUGGCUGAACUGCAGUCAGACCUGAACCCUCAAGACCCACUCCAGAAGGUGGUCAGGUUCAGUCCUGACUUCACCCUUCUGCUGACAGGAGGCACAGACGGACAUAUCCGAGUCUGGGAGUUUCCAUCCCUGAAGAAGAAGUAUGACUUCAAAGCACAUGAAGGGGAGAUUGAAGACUUGGAUAUGAGUCCAAUGAACAAGCACCUGGUGACUGUUGGCCGGGACUUUGCCUGCAGUGUAUGGAGUGGCAGCCAGUUGGCUAUGGGUCUUAAAUGGCUUGAGACCAUGCCUCAAAUAGCUGAGAAGACAUAUCGAUAUAUGGCUUGCAGGUUUGGAAAGGUGGAAGACCAAAAAGAUGUACUGAGGCUUUACACGGUCCAGAUUCCCCAUAAACGAGACAGAAAACCUCCUCCUUGCUACCUCACCAAGUGGGAUGGCAAGAGCUUCUUGCCCAUGCUGACAGCUCCUUGUGGAACUGAGGUCAUCUCCAGUCUAGCUGUCAGUGACUCUGGAACAUUUCUUGGCCUUGGGACUGUGACAGGAUCUGUGGCCAUCUACAUCACUUUCUCCCUGCAGAAGCUGUAUUAUGUACAGGAGUCCCAUGGCAUUGUUGUGACGGACCUGGCCUUCCUGCCUGAUGUGCUAAAGGGCAAAAAUAUCAAAGGGAAUAAUGAAACAGCCAUGUUGAGUGUAGCUGUGGACAGCCGCUGUCAAGUACAUGCUGUCCCCAACCGAAGAUCCUUUCCUGUCUGGCUCGUGCUGUUCUUCUGUGGCCUCAUGGUAGUGGGAAUCGUCCUUCUCCUUCAAUACCUCUUUCCGGGAUUUAUUUAAAUCAUGCAAGUCUUGUCAUGGUUCAGGGUUGAUGGAGCUUGGACACAUCUUUACAAGACUUAUUUUGCCAAUGUCACCAUCAGCAGUAACAUCCAAACCUCAACCUUCUGCUGCAGCACAGCUCCCAGUUGAACCUGUGAAGGCUCUUCUAGCUGCAGCGCUGUCCCUGAACAGCUUUUAUGACACCCUGACAUCAUCCCACUGGCUCCUACUCAGGGUUGUUCUUUUCAGACCUGUAAACCCAGAAUCAAACCAGGACAGACUGUAGGAUUUUAUCUGCUUUGAUCUCUAUCAAUUAUUCUUAAUCUUUCUUGGAUCCAUGUUGAAGGGCUCAGGUUCAUGAGUGUUUAAAGGGUGGGAUCUUUUUAUUGACAUAUUUAAGGAACAGUACACAAAUAUAUAAAUGGCACAUAAUGUGCCUAAUUUUGGUUCCUUGUUUACACACAUACUUUGAAUUAGCCAUUGUCUUUGAAUAACUACUUUUAGGGUUUUUUGAUGUGUUUUCCACUUUAUCCACUUGUGGGCAGUAGAGACCAGACAGUUAACUGUCCUCUGGUUCAGGACCGCCAGUGAAGAUAAAAUGCUAAGCAUGUUAAAAACAUCUAUUAGUCUCAGCACAUUGAUUUUUUUAAGUAAGACAUGUUUGACAAGUUUAUCUAAGUGUACACGAAGCUGAAAGUAUGUGAAAGUAUAUUGAUUAUUUUUAUUGAUAUUCCUUUAUUUUAUGGAAUACAUUGUCACCUUCAAUUUUAUUUAAACAUUCUGACUACAAAUAUGUUCCCCAACAGAUGAAAAAGAAAUGUGAAUUAAUUUUCUAUAAGACCAAGCCCGUAUUAUUGUAACAUGGCUAAAUGACAGAAGAAAUAAAAUAUUAAUGAAAAAGAUGCCUAAAAAACACUUUUGCUUUUAUCUUCAUAAUCAGAGUCUCUGAUCUGCAAAUACAGUAUGUG
Molecule: messenger RNA, 2499 nt
Organism: Acanthopagrus latus (yellowfin seabream)
Lineage: Eukaryota; Metazoa; Chordata; Actinopteri; Spariformes; Sparidae
Gene: preb
Product: prolactin regulatory element binding
Exons: 10
Coding region: 254-1549 (431 amino acids)
Biological process (GO): protein secretion
Cellular component (GO): endoplasmic reticulum membrane
Molecular function (GO): GTPase activator activity; protein binding; guanyl-nucleotide exchange factor activity
Source: RefSeq, a predicted model, not a curated record